UUCGUUCAAUCGUUCAUUUCAUUCAUUGCUCUUUGCUGAUUGCUCAUAACUUAUAAGUCGUAGACCGUAGUUCAUGUGUUGUGAUUCACAUUACCAAAAUAUCUUAAUAAUAUAUUUUGCUAACCUAUGUUGUAAAUCGAUGAAAAUUUUAAAAGACUAAAGAGAUUGAAUACAUCUCAAUUCAAAAAUUUAAUGAUAUUCAUAGGAAGUAAAAACUGUUUAUUUUCCUGUGGUUUAAAUUAUAAACCUUAUUUUUUACUGUCUGGUUUGAAUUGAAUUGGGUGUGAAGAUAUUGUGAAAAUAUUUUAAAUAGUGAAAAAGUUAAAAUUUGUUUUGUGUAAAAACAAAAAAGAAACAAUGUCAAUACGAGAAAUAGAAAUCUCAGACCAAAUGUUUUCUUUGAGUCAAUCAGACAUUUGUCGACUCUGUGGGCUAAGCAACUCAUCGAGGUUCCUGAUCUACAGAAAAGUAGAUGCUGCUGAAUUGACUAUUGCAGAUUUAAUUAACCGCUAUUUGCCUAUUCAAGUUUCUGAUGAUGAUGAAUAUCCUAGAACUAUAUGUUCAAACUGUAAAUGUCAGUUAGAUAUGCUAGUGAAAUUUAUUGAUGAUUUGUUAGAUGGUCAAAUGUUUCUCAAAAAUGUUUAUAAACUGUACAAGUCUAAACAGCUUUCUUCAGCAGAAUAUAUACCUCUGGUAGAUGAAAGAACCACUAAUUUCAAGAAUAAUAUAAACAUUAAAUGUAAUAAUGUAGAAUUUAUAUGUGAGACUUGUGGUUUAACGUUAGCUAACAAAAGUGACUUGAAGGCUCAUUUGAAAAAUCAUCAUGAAGAACAACCAAUACCAAGUGAUACCUCAGUUGAUACCUCAACAGUUAAAGUUGCUGAUAGAUUUUCAUGUGAAUAUUGCAAGAAAACAUUUGCUCAUAAAAGUGGGCUUAAUACUCAUUUAAAAACACAUAAAGGUGAUAAAAAAUAUGUAUGUAAAGUAUGUAAAAAAAGUUAUUAUCAAAACGGAAACCUGCAAGAACACAUGCGCAUACAUACUGGAGAAAAACCUUUCAGUUGUGAAUACUGUACAGUAUCAUUUAGAACAUCAUCACAGUUGAAAACUCACAUUCGAUGUCAUAGUGGUGCUAAACCUUAUAAGUGUUCAGUGUGUGAUCGAUCAUUUCCACAUAAUAAUACUCUGAAAAUUCAUUUAAGGCGUCAUUACAAUGAUCGACAAUACAACUGUGAAUAUUGUCCAAAAAAAUUUGUUGACCGUACAGCGUUGGUCAGACAUUCUCGUACACAUACAGGCGAAAAACCAUAUUAUUGUGAUUUGUGUAACAAGGACUUUGCUACAGUAACAAAUUUUAAAAAACAUAGAAAAAUACACAUGAAAGAUAAAAAUUCUACAGUAUGGGAGCUAACUACAAAAUUCCAAAAAGGCAGUUCAGAAAUUGAUUAUAUAAAUGCUACAAUAAUUAAUGAUAAUGAGCUGCAGGCAUGUGAUAGAACAGAAGACUUAUUUUUAAUUUCCAAUCAAGUUAAGGAUUUGAACACUGAUAUACCGUCCAAUAGUGUUAAUAAUUUGGAUGACCUACUGAACGUCAACACUUCUUUCACAUCUUUAAAUUCUAUUAGCUUCAGUGAAUCUAUGUUAGAUUUAGCUGAAAAUAUUGUACCAUAGUCCAUAGAGUUUAGUGUAUAAGUAUAGUUUAUAAUUAUAAUAUUUUUAUAUUAUAUAUAUUAGCUUAUAUGAGCUAAAAUAACAAUAUUCUGUAUUAUAAUAUUUAACAAAUGUCACUGACUUUUUUAACAUUACCAUCAGUGCCAUUGAUAAGACUGAUUACCACAGACUAUAUCCGGUUAAUAAUGUACAUUGAAAUACAAUAUGGUUAAAAAUGUAUUCAAUGUUAAGAUUCUUUUGUAUUUUUAUAAUUUAUUUAUUUUUCUAUAAUUCCAAAUGUUGAAGCUUUAUUUUUUAUAAUUAACUAUAAUAAUUGAUCGGUGUAUCUACUCUAUGCACGAGUAAACAAUGAUUUUUAAAAGUAUAUUUUGAGCACAUGUUUCUAUUAACUAUUACUUUAUUUGUAUAAUCUGAAAUGAUAGAAUAUAAUUGUUUCAACUUGCAAUUAAAUAUAUUUUCUAUCUUGCUUUAAA
This is a messenger RNA of Rhopalosiphum padi (bird cherry-oat aphid), 2144 nucleotides long. Its product is annotated as zinc finger protein 26-like. The record is from RefSeq and is a predicted model, not a curated record. The transcript has 9 exons. Bases 358 to 1671 code for a protein of 437 amino acids. Gene Ontology annotation, cellular component: nucleus. Gene Ontology annotation, molecular function: zinc ion binding. NCBI's taxonomy places the organism in Eukaryota, Metazoa, Arthropoda, Insecta, Hemiptera, Aphididae.